Coprinopsis cinerea okayama7#130 is the source of this 588-nucleotide messenger RNA. RefSeq lists its product as hypothetical. NCBI's taxonomy places the organism in Eukaryota, Fungi, Basidiomycota, Agaricomycetes, Agaricales, Psathyrellaceae. Bases 1 to 588 code for a protein of 195 amino acids. The record is from RefSeq and is a predicted model, not a curated record. The transcript is spliced from 4 exons.
AUGACAGCCCCUGUCCAAGCUUGGACCACGGCCUACACAAUCCUGCCGAGGCCACACGCAACCGCCCCAACGGCUCUGAAACAGCAGCAUGUACAUGGAAACUUUGGAGCUUGUUUCGACAGCCGCUACUAUGAAGGGGGCUUUCUGGAAGGACAAGUCGACAUCGUAUCCAUCAACAACGUUUCGUGCAGGGGUGGCAAUACUGAUUUUUGUAAUGAAGCUACAGCGGCUAUGCUUGGUCGCCUGCCUGCUGCCCUAGAGGAACACCACCCGGGACACCACCCCCUUCGCACGAUGCUCUAUGGCUUGCGGGCACCCAUUCUCUGGCACCCGCCACCUGCUACUAGUAACGGACGGGGUCUGCACCAGGCCAGCGGUCGGUUUCCCUUGUUCAUCGACCAAAGUUACCCCUUUUUUUGCCCUUGUGGUUAUCCCCUUGCUCUGCGGUUAUCAUGUUGCCCUCUGCUGCAUUUGACUCCCGGUACCGUCGGGAAUGGAUUCCAAUGCGGGGGAUCAGGGCAGGCUGUCCAUUAUCGUUCUAGCUCAGCUUCUAAUCGUCUAUUCUGCGAGCUGCGAGCAGGGCAUUGA